Molecule: messenger RNA, 2227 nt
Organism: Lethenteron reissneri (Far Eastern brook lamprey)
Lineage: Eukaryota; Metazoa; Chordata; Hyperoartia; Petromyzontiformes; Petromyzontidae
Product: E3 ubiquitin-protein ligase TRIM7-like
Molecular function (GO): zinc ion binding; protein kinase binding
Source: RefSeq, a predicted model, not a curated record
AUGGCCGCUUCAAGAGACGACGACAAGUUUUGCUGCUCAAUCUGUCUCGAUCUGUUCAAUUCACCCGUGGGUCUCACCUGCGGCCACACCUUCUGCAAGACGUGCAUAGAGAAUCACUGGGCCACGCAGGGAGAAUUGAUUGGGUUCAGCUGCCCCGAGUGCAGAGCGGUUUUCUUUCGGAAGCCAGAGCUCAGCAAAAAUGUGCUCAUCACCAGCCUGGUGGAGGGUCUCAAGAAGGCGACCAUUGGGCCUCGGGAAGAUGGCGAGAUGCCAUGCGAGUGGCACGGCAAGAGCUUAGAUCUCUAUUGUAGAUUGGACGGAGCGCCGAUCUGCGUCGAGUGCAUGCCUGAGCACGCCGGGCACGAAAUCGUUCGCGUGAAGAUGCAGAGAGGAGGCGCGCCGACGCUGGGCCGACCGAAGCUUCUGGAGGCCAAGAGCGAGAAGACGGCUCUCGAUAUGAAGUUUUUGAAGAUGGAGCUGAGGCUGAAGAGUCUCUCAGACCUCAAGGCUGACCACGAGAGGCAGCUGGCGACGGAGAAGAGGGAGAAGAGAGCGCUGCAGAGGAAGGUCGCAGAGAUGGAGGAGGAACUUAAGGAUCUGGUGGACCUCAAGAACGAUAUGAGGAGGCUGCAGGAUGAGAACGGAGCUCUCAUCCGUGUAAUCUCCCAACUCGCCAAGUGAAAUAAGUGCCAAGGAAACUCCACUCGGCUCAACUCCACUCAACUCAACCAAAGCGCACUCAAACAACUAAACAAAACUUCAUUCAACUCAACCCACCUCAACUAUAUUCAACUCUAUUCACUUCGUUCUAGUCAACUCCAUUCGCCUCAAUCCAACCCAACCCCAUUCAACCCAACUUAACUAAAACCAAAUGUGGCACAUUAGGAAUGGAUCACUCUUUUAAGUAUGUCCUUGUACAGCAAGGGAGUAAAGUGUGGUUCUGUGAAAGUCCUGAUGUGCUGUGCAGUGCAUCAAUGCAUGUGUGUACAGCAGCAUGUGUGUACAGCAGCAUGUGUGUACAGCAGCAUGUGUGUACAGCAGCAUGUGUGUACAGCAGCAUGUGUGUACAGCAGCAUGUGUGUACAGCAGCAUGUAAUGACCGAGUCGGGCCUGUAGGUGGCUGGCAGGGUUAUUGAAUGACCGCGCGGAUAUACCAGUCACAUGGUUAAUGGCGACUCGGGCGCAAUGCUGGUUGUAACACACGUGUUGUUGCAUUUGACAGGUAAAGGACCCAAAGGUUGUUUUGAUCGCUAUAUAAAUGUUCUAGACUUGUUCUAGACUUUAAGCUUGGCUUUGAAUUGUUCGUUUGUGAUAUAUGCAAUUAGAGGCGUUUUAGCACUGUGCAUUGUAAAGGGAUGACGCACUGUAAUUAGUUACUGUCAUUGUAAUUCUCUAACUCUAAUACUGUUUAGUCUAUAACCAUGCCCAUGUACCCAGAGUAUGACUACUUGCAAUGCUAUUGAGAAUAGAACACAUGUAAAGUAGUAAGCUGUACAAUGGUGCGAUACAGUACGUAUACUGUACACGUACAGUACAUAUAAUGGGUGUAAUAUACCGAUAUAAGUGGAUGGUAUAGAUAGACAUACAGCUUAGGAUUAAAGUAAUAGUCGAAUCGUGAUGUGCAAAUGUGAUUGUCAAAGACAAGGAUGGUUUAUCAGCAGUAGAAUUGGGUUUAAGAGAACGGGUUAAUGAAUAACCGUACGUGUAAACAUGGUUAAUGGCGGCUCGGGAGCAAGGCUGGUUGUAACACACGUGUUGUUGCAUUUUACAGAGUGACGGUGCUGUUCUUCACAAGAUUAAUAUUAACCACAAUAAAUGAAUGUGCUUGCCCUCGAUUUGGAGCACCUGCCCACGUCCUUCAUUUCGAGUGUGUAACACAAACUUAACCAAACAUAGCUCAACUCAACCCAACCCAAUUACGUUCUAUCCAACCCUACUUAACUCCAUUCAACUCAACCCAACCCAGCUCAACCCAAACCAAGCUCAACCAAACCUAACUCCACUCAACUCAAGCCAACAGAUCUCAACCCGAACUCAACUCCAAUCAACUCAACUCAACGCCAGCCAAACUCAACCCAAACUUAAUCCACUCAACUUCAGCCCAACUCAACCCAACCCAGCAACUCAACUCCAUUCAACGCCAACCAAACUCAACCCAACGACUGCUCAACAACUCCGCCGCCAACUCAACUCAAGUCACCCCUCAACUCAACUCAAUCCACGCCAA